Molecule: messenger RNA, 1637 nt
Organism: Cutaneotrichosporon oleaginosum
Lineage: Eukaryota; Fungi; Basidiomycota; Tremellomycetes; Trichosporonales; Trichosporonaceae
Biological process (GO): intracellular protein localization
Cellular component (GO): plasma membrane
Source: RefSeq, a predicted model, not a curated record
GCACCAUCCAUCCACUCAUCCCAUCAUCUCACUCCUUCUCGCCAUCCACUUCCCCUUCCUCAUCAUCUAAUCUACCACCUCACUGUCUGUCUUUACCUGCUCAGCGUCACCCCCUCCCAACAGGGCGGACCCCAGCAUACCCGCUUCCAUCAACAGUCGCCAUGGCCUCAUCUCAUCCCGAGACGAUGCAGUAUCACAACGAGAAGGCCGCUGCCCCUGUGGGGGUAGAGUACGACCAGUCGUCGCCGCCCAUGCCCCAGCCUUCCGGCACGAGCAAGAACAAGCGCGCCUCUCGCUAUCUCAAUCUAAAGCGUCUCCCGACAUUGCAGGAGGUUCUUGACCGCCGCACGCGCGCGCCGCUUGACCUCUUUUGCUUUUAUAUCUUCCUCCAGCGCGAGUCUUCGGAAGACGCCCUCGACUUCUGGCUCGACGUGCAGCAACACGAGAACCUGUGCAAGGCAUACUUCAAGGACCUGAAACGCAGCGGCAAGUCGGUCGAGGACGAUUGGCCCGAGUUUGCCGCCUAUGUGCGUGAGAACGGCUCAUACAUGGCCCCGCUGCUCGAACUCAACACGCGCGACAACUGGCCCGCCGCCCGUCGCAGCAGCGAGCUCCAGCGCUCUUCUUACACCGGUGUCGGGACGAGCAAGGAUGCCGAGCAAGGCUUUGACGCACAUCGGCAAAGCACCCCAAGUCUGCGCGGGACCGGGCGCGGCGGGCCCGGCAGUAUCCACUCAACGCGGUCCGCCAUCGAGAACGUCCGCGGUAGCAUUAGAGACUGGGGCAAGGGACGGCAAAACCAGCGCGCGCCGACGAUAAUCUCGCGCGAUCGCGCGAUAGAAAAGAACGCGCUCUCCGAAAGCGCCGAGCGCAUCUACCUCCGCUACCUUCUCCCUGGCGCCGAGCACGAGAUCUACCUUCCCCCCGCGCUGCGGCUCACCAACGUGCCCGUCUCGACGGACGGCAAGAUAUCGCCCCUCAUCCCCGACCUCUUCCAUGCCCAGAAAAUCUACAUCUUUAGAGCGCUUGAGCAGGACGCGUUCCCGCGCUUUCUCCGCGCUAAAGCGUUCGGCAACCUCACCCCCACCUCAGCCAUGCUGCGCUUCAUCGCCGGCCUCGUCAUCCUCUGGGGCGCCUUCACCCUCUCCUUCACUUUCGUCUUCCUUGACUGGAGCCCUAAGGCGCGCCGUCUCUUCAUCAUCAUCCCCUACUUCUUUGCCUUCAAUCUCCUCGUGGCGGCCUACUACUCGCUGUCGCCGCUGCUCGCCAUAUUUGCCCAGUCGGAGACAACUCCCUUCCGUUUCAUCACCGUCGGUGAGGGAUACGUGCGCAAGCUUCUCCUCCUCAGAGGCCUGUGGAUCGAGGCCCUCGCCAUACUCCUCACCGCCAUCUUCACCAUCAUUUUUGCGCUUGUGCCUGGCCACCGCUUGUAAGUUGUGCAGGCCGCCCGCCACUGUGUGGCGAGGACGUACGCGUAAUUUGAGGACACUUUUGUACAGGUUCUUGUGGACACUAUAGCUUUGUAUCCCUUGAGGUAUAAUGGUUUUGAUGAGCGCGCUUGUCGUUGUGCUGUGGUAUCCCAUCAGUCGCUAGUGAUCAGUGUGUUCUAUUGUGCUCUAUGCAACACCUCCGACGCA